AUGUAUUUCAAUGUGGUAGUAGGAGUGUCAUAUAACCCAGAAGGCCUACAGCUUCCGUUGGCCAGUUUGCUAAUACAUUAUUUAUAUAUGUGUGUACGUGCCUGUGUAUGUGUGUACGUGCCUGUGUGUGUGUGUGUGUACGUGCCUGUGUGUGUGUGUACGUGCCUGUGUGUGUGUACGUGCCUGUGUGUGUGGACGUGCCUGUGUGUGUGUACGUGCCUGAUCGUGUGUGCGCGUGCAUGCAUGUUAUAUGUGUGUGUGUGAUGGUUAGUCAGGAAGAACAACGGGACUCCUUGCAUCGUGACCAACUCGUGUCGUGACACCAUGACGAGGUUUGGAUGUCCUCACUACUCCCUCUCUCACCAGCUGCUUUACUUCAUGGUGGGAGCCAAUGUGAGACCACACCCACAACCACACAACUUUCUAUGCUCCACUCCUGUCUUCUCCAAUUUCCCUCCCUCCCUAAUCCCCUCCUCCCUCCCUCCCUCUCUCUCUCUUCCUCCUUCCCUGCCACCCUCUCUCCCUGCCACCCUCCUCCAGAGAGGUUGUUCUGCCAUGUUGAAGGGGGACAUGCGUACGUCGCGUGCUAACCUAACAGAGAGGCAGUACCAGAGGAUAUUCUGCUCCAACAUGCUGAAGGGAAACAUGGACAUCAUACAGAAGGACUUCACCGGGGAGACCCAGGACCUCUUCAACGAAAACAGUCAGUCUCAAAUGACACCCGAUUCUGCUUUUAGAAAACAAUUCAAUCUAUAGAUGCGCUUUUAAAAAAACCAUAACAUGUAAAGCCUUUAUAAGCUGUAGUGUUUCAAAUGAGACCAUGGUUUAACUUUCUGUAACUUCCUCCCUGUCCAAAGUAAUGCUGUGUGGAUUGGCUGGUUUCUCUGACUUCCUCAAAGUUGAUUGGCUGCAGCACAUUCUGAGGCUGCAGGACCAGGAAGUGGGAUGUUUUACACAGCCCCACAGAAGAGUGAAGAGGAGAGAGAGAAUGUUGAAGGGUGUGUGUCAAGAAUAUCCCUGGCAUUAUGCAUGCCCAUACGCACGCAUACACACAGAGAGAAACAUCACAUACAGAGAGAGAAACAGCACACACACACACACACACAGACACAGACACAGACAAACAGAAACCAGCUUCAAUAAGCUUUUACUGUUCUAUCUUCUCCUCCUCCCUCCUCCCUCCAGAUGGUUGUGCCAGUCACAUAACAGGCGUGUCGGUGAGCGCUCUGGGAGGAUACCUCAACUACUACCUGACAGAGCAGGACAUCACCAAGAGACCACUCACCUGGAUGUGAACCCCUCAAACCCGUAGGGCUCUGGUCAAAAGUAGUGCAGUAUGUAGGGCAGUGUUUCUCCAACCUCUCCUGGGGACCACCAGCCGUUCCAUGGAUUUGAUCUAUUCCACAGCAGCACCAGUGGUGUAAACUACUUAAGUAUUACUUUAAAGUAAUACUUUUGGGGGGAAUCUAUACUUUACUAUUUAUAUUUUUGACAACUUUUACUUUACUACAUUCCUAAAGAAAAUAAUGUACUUUAUACUCCAUACAUUUUCCCUAACACCCAAAUGUACUCAUUACAUUUUGAAUGUUUAGCAGGACAGGAAAAUGGCCCAAUUCACACACUUAUCAAGAGAACAUCCCUGGUCAUCCCUACUGCCUCUGAUCUGGCGGACUCACUAAACACAAAUGCUUCAUUUGUAAAUUAUGUCUGAGUGUUGGAGUGUGCCCUUGGCUAUCCGUAAAAAAAAAAAAACAACACAUUGUGCCGUCUGGUUUUCUUAAUAUUACUUUUGAUACCUAAGUAUAUUUAAAACCAAAUAAUGUAAGACUUUUACUCAAGUAGUAUUUUACUCAAGUAGUAUUUUACUGGGUGAUUUUCACUUUUACUUGAGUGAUUUUCUAUUAAAGGUAUCUUUACUUUUACUGAAGUAUAAUAAUUGGGUACUUUUUCUACCACUGGCUAGCACACCUGAUUCAACUUGUCAACUAAUCAUCAAGCCCUUGACUACUUGAAUCAGGUGAGUUAGUUCAGGGCUACAGCAACAUUAUGUCAGGUCUGGGGGUCCCUGAGAAGUGGUUUAAGAAGCCCUGACGUAGGGAAUAGGACCCUUUGGGACGAAUCCCAGGGCCACACAGAGCAUCAGGGUCUCAUUUAG
Molecule: messenger RNA, 2155 nt
Organism: Coregonus sp. 'balchen'
Lineage: Eukaryota; Metazoa; Chordata; Actinopteri; Salmoniformes; Salmonidae
Source: the annotation of a GenBank genome assembly